This is a messenger RNA of Haliotis rufescens (red abalone), 600 nucleotides long. RefSeq names its product serine/threonine-protein phosphatase 6 regulatory ankyrin repeat subunit C-like. The transcript has 2 exons. The record is from RefSeq and is a predicted model, not a curated record. Bases 1 to 600 code for a protein of 199 amino acids. NCBI's taxonomy places the organism in Eukaryota, Metazoa, Mollusca, Gastropoda, Lepetellida, Haliotidae. Gene Ontology annotation, molecular function: protein binding.
AUGGUAGAUAUCAAUGGUAGAGGAAGUUGCAGGAGAACACCGGUGAUGCUGGCUGCAGAGAAAGGACAUAUAGAAAUUGUUAAGCUACUUGUGGAUAAAGGUGGUGACAUGUCACUCGUGGAUAAAGGACAUGACAACAUCCUUCACUUGGCCUGUUUAUGUGGACAGAUAGAGGUUGUGAAGUAUGUCCUCUCACAGGACAUAGUUGACAUCAACAGCAGAGGGCGGAAGAGGAAGACACCUGUUAUGCUGGCAGCAACAAACGGACACAAACAAGUGAACACAGUGGAAAUCAACAGCAGAGGAUAUAAGAAGCGAACACCGAUGAUGUGGGCAGCACUAAAGGGACAUAAAGAAGUAUUGGAGUUACUCGUAAAUAAUAGAGCUGAUGCGUCACUCGUGGAUAAAAGCGGUAACAACAUCCUUCACUUAGCCUGUCAGAGGGGACGGAUGGAGGUGGUGAAGUAUAUCGUCUCCAAAGUUAUUGUGGACGUCAACGCCAAGAACAAGAAACGUGAAACAGCAGCCAACAUAGCAUCAUCACAGGGACGAGGAGACAUGAAGGAUCUUCUUGUGUCACAUGGUGCUUACAUGUCCUAG